GCCGGGGCGUGGGUGGCAGGAACAGAUUUGGUAAGUGACAGAAAUGAGGGUGGGACGGUCGCACGGGGUUGUUUGCAGCCUAAAGAAGUCGCCCUCGAAGGAGAAGCCUCCCUCGGGGAGCCGCGACGGGCGCUUCACCCCGCCCAGCCACCCGGUGAAAUGUGGCUUCUCCUCCCACGUCCUCAGAGUCGCCGAGCCCAUGGCUUUCAGAGCCACCCCGGGCAGGACGCCGCGGGGACCCGGCUUCCCCGGCCCACAGGCCCCGGUGCCCCGGCCUGGAACUAUUGAGGAGGAGGACGAGGACGAGGAGGAGGAGGAGCCGGCUGAGAUCCACCUGUGCGUGCUGUGGAGUUCGGGACAUCUGGGCAUUGCUUACUAUGACACUAGCGACUCCACUGUCCACUUCAUGCCAGAUGCCCCAGACCACCAGAGCCUGAAGCUUCUCCAGAGAGUUCUGGAUGAAGUCAACCCCCAGUCUGUCAUUACAAGUGCCAAACAGGAUGAGGCCAUGACUCGGUUCCUGAGGAAGCUUGCCUCCCAGGAGCACAGACAGCCAAAGAAACCUGAGAUCAUACUUCUGCCCAGCGUGGAUUUCGGUCCAGAGACAAGCAAGCAGCGUCUCCUUUCUGGAAACUACUCAUUCAUCCCAGAGUCCAUGACUGCCACUGAGAAAAUCCUUUUCCUCUCCUCCAUUAUUCCCUUUGACUGUGUCCUCACGGUCCGGGCACUUGGAGGACUGCUCAAGUUCCUGAGUCGAAGAAGAGUUGGGGUGGAACUGGAGGAUUAUAAUGUCAGCGUCCCGAUCCUGGGGUUUAAGAAAUUUGUAUUGACCCAUCUGGUGAGCAUAGAUCAAGACACUUACAGGGGAGAAGCUGAGGCAAAUCCAAAAGUUGUACAGAAGGUCAUCCAGACGUCUUCAUUUCUCUGUGACAGCGUUCUUCAGAUCUUCAAGAGUGAGGCUCACCCCUCAGUCUACAAAGUAGCCAGCGGGCUAAAGGAGGGGCUCAGCCUCUUUGGGAUCCUCAACAGAUGCCGCUGUAAGUGGGGACAGAAGCUGCUCAGGCUAUGGUUUACACGUCCAACUCAGGAGCUAAGGGAACUCAAUUCUCGUCUGGAUGUCAUUCAGUUUUUCCUGAUGCCUCAGAAUCUAGACACGGCUCAGACAAUGCAUCGUCUCCUGAGCCACAUCAAGAAUGUGCCUCUGAUUCUGAAGCGCAUGAAACUGUCCCACACCAAGGUCAGUGACUGGCAGGUCCUCUACAAGACUGUGUACAGUGCCCUGGGCCUGAGGGAUGUCUGCCGCUCCCUGCCCCAGGCCAUUCAGCUUUUUCAGGACAUUGCCCAAGAGUUCUCUGAUGACCUGCACCACAUUGCCAGCCUCAUUGGGAAAGUGGUGGACUUUGAGGAAAGUCUUGCUGAAAAUCGCUUCACUGUCCUCCCCAACAUUGACCCGGAAAUAGAUUCAAAAAAGCGAAGGCUGACGGGCCUCCCAAGUUUCCUCACUGAAGUUGCACAGAAGGAGCUGGACAAUCUGGAUGCUCGAAUUCCUUCUUGUAGUGUCAUCUACAUCCCUCUGAUCGGCUUCCUUCUUUCCAUUCCCCGCUUGCCUUUUAUGGUGGAGGCCAGUGACUUUGAGAUUGAGGGACUAGAAUUCAUGUUUCUCUCAGAGGACAAGCUGCACUAUCGUAGCACGAGGACCAAGGAGCUGGACACUCUGCUGGGGGACCUGCACUGCGAGAUCCGUGACCAGGAGACCCUGCUGAUGUACCAGCUGCAGUGCCAGGUGCUGGCUCGGGCUUCGGUCCUGACUCGGGUGUUGGACCUUGCCUCCCGCCUUGAUGUCUUGCUGGCUCUUGCCAGUGCUGCCCGGGACUAUGGCUAUACAAGACCCCGUUACUCUCCCCGAAUCCAUGGAGUACGGAUCAAGAAUGGCAGGCACCCCCUGAUGGAACUGUGUGCACGAACCUUCGUGCCCAACUCCACAGACUGUGGCAGCAACCAAGGGAGGGUCAAAGUCAUCACUGGACCCAACUCCUCAGGGAAAAGCAUAUACCUCAAACAGGUAGGCUUGAUCACAUUCAUGGCCUUGGUGGGCAGCUUUGUGCCAGCAGAGGAGGCUGAAAUUGGGGUAAUCGAUGCCAUCUUCACCAGAAUUCACAGCUGUGAAUCCAUCUCCCUCGGACUCUCCACCUUCAUGAUUGACCUCAACCAGCAGGUGGCAAAAGCCGUGAAUAACGCCACCGAGCAGUCACUGGUCCUUAUUGAUGAAUUUGGGAAGGGCACCAACACGGUGGACGGGCUGGCACUUCUGGCUGCUGUGCUUCGACACUGGCUAGCUCUGGGACCCCGCUGCCCCCACAUCUUUGUGGCCACCAACUUCCUGAGCCUCGUUCAGCUGCAGCUGCUGCCACAAGGGCCCCUGGUGCAGUAUUUGACCAUGGAGACCUGUGAGGAUGGAGACGACCUUGUCUUCUUCUACCAGCUUUGCCAAGGUGUUGCCAGUGCCAGCCACGCUUCCUACACAGCUGCCCAGGCUGGGCUCCCUGAGCAGCUCAUUGCUCGAGGCAAAGAGGUCUCAGACUUGAUGCGCCGCAGGAAACCCAUCAGACCCGCCAAUGAGCUUCUCAGGAGGAGCCAGGUGGAAAAUUGCCAGGCACUGGUGCAUAAGUUUCUGAAACUGGAUCUGGAAGAUCCCACCCUGGACCUGGGCAUUUUUAUGAGUCAGGAAGUGCUGCCAGCUGCCACCACCAUCCUGUGAGAGCCCUUUCUCCACCCUCUCAGCUGCCCGGCACCCGAGACCACCACGCUGCUGCUCCCUUUUCUUUCCAUGCAGAGUUCUCAGUCUGCACGCUUUGUUUUGUACUAGGAAUAAAGUUUAUUUUGGAUCAGAA
Messenger RNA from Cricetulus griseus (Chinese hamster), 2891 nucleotides. The record is from RefSeq and is a predicted model, not a curated record. NCBI's taxonomy places the organism in Eukaryota, Metazoa, Chordata, Mammalia, Rodentia, Cricetidae.